UGCAAACAUAUAAUUAUCCUUGCGGAAAACACAGCAUUGCCGAUGAUUCAAAAUACUUUAUAAAUGCUGUAAUGACAAGGCUAGAUAGCCCGCUAGCUAACUAAAGUGCGCGACUACAAUCUUACGGAAUCUAGCGAACUUUUUUUUUUUUUUACAAACAAAUUUGUAUCUGAUGUAUUAAUAUACCUCAAUACUGGGUGCAUUUACACUCAAAUUAGAAAUCCCGACCUAGAUAUUGACACUUGACACAAGCGAACAUUAAGGCUUCAAUUCAAAGUUGUUAGCGUAGCUGACACCAGCGAUGUAGUACCGCUAACGUUAGCUGGCUAGCCUGCCAACGUCUAUCCCAUGGGUGGAGGGAUACUGGCUGCAUAAUAUUCGUUUGCGAGUUCAGACCCGCUUCAGAUGUGAUUCGCGAGCUGGCUACCUACUUCGGCUAAAACACCAGCCUGGCAUGCUUUGUUACGUUUUUUGUAACCUAGCCUAAUUCAGACCAGCAAUGAAACGUGGAAUACAUAGCUACUUCGCGACUGAAGAAACUUUUUACCGAAGUAGCAAGCUAUCGACAGACAUGCUAGCCUGCUAAUUUUUCGAUGCAAGACUGGUAGCUAGUGGUAUCGGGUGUUACCUGAUAGAUAGCUAACAAAGCUAGCUAGUUUACCAAUGCUGUGCAUGAAUAGCUAGCUAACGAGUUAUGAAGCUAAUAUUUUAAGAACCGGAAACUUGAGAUUACGGACAUAUACCGUUAUAGAUAUAUUACACCAACGAAUUAUUUUUAACGAUGGGGUCGUUGAAGGCUUUACAAGAAUGGUGUCGGAUACAGUGCGAGAACUAUACUGGUGUGGAAAUAAAGAAUAUGUCAGCGUCAUUCAGAGAUGGUUUGGCUUUUUGUGCCAUAAUCCACAGACACAGACCGGAUUUGAUAGACUUCGAUUCCCUCUCCAAAGACAACGUCUAUGAAAACAACCACCUGGCCUUUGAGACGGCCGAGUCAGAGCUGGGCAUCCCGGCCCUGUUGGACGCUGAGGACAUGGUGUCCAUGAAAGUGCCUGAUCGCCUCAGCAUCAUCACCUACGUCUCCCAGUACUACAACUACUUCACCAACAAGUCUCACGCCAACCCUCCCUGCAUGAAGAGACCGAGUGGUACAGGCCACACAGGACCUGCAGUGAAGAGACCUGUUGCCCUGGACGAUGAGAGAGCGGGGGAGGCCAAGCAGAGCGCUCCCGUUCAGACAGGCGUAGACGACCAAUCAAAACGCAGCACACUGAGCAGCACCUGCGCAGCCUGCCAGAAGCACGUUCAUCUGGUGCAGAGGUUCCUGGCCGAUGGCAAACUCUACCACCGCAACUGUUUCAGGUGCAGGGAGUGCUGUAGCACCCUCUUACCCGGCUCUUACAAAGCAGGAAGUGAAGCGGGCUCACUUGUCUGCACCCAUCACUUCACCAAGUCCUUCUCGGCCAAUCAGAACGGCCGGCCGGACCUCAGCAGGCUGACUGGACCUAUGGUGGGGAAAGGGGGCGGGCUAACUCCGGCUGAGACCCCGCCCACCGUGAAGGCUCAGGAGAUGACUCCUCUGCAGGACUUGGUCAUUGAGGAAGACUCCAUGUCAGAUUCGCCAGAGAAAGAGGACACUGCGGACAGAGAGGAGACGGAGACCGGUGUAAACGAGGAGACGGAGACCGGUGUAAACGAGGAGACGGAGACCGGUGUAAACGAGGAGACGGAGACCGGUGUAAACGAGGAGACAGAGAGAGAAAGGGAGCGAGAAAGGGAUCAAAGUGCAGAGGAAGAGGGGAAAGAGACGGGUGGGGGUGCAAGCCCAGAAGUGGAGGAGGAACCACAGCCGUCUUCGCCUCCGAAUCCCUUCGACGCCAGCGACGAAGAGGAGGAGAAAGGGGAGGAAAAGGAAGACAGGAAGCUGGAGGAGGGCACGGCCAAUGGCGGCCCGCCUUCCACCCCAGUCAGUCAUUUUGGAGGCCCUGGCCGGCCUGUGCCCGCCCCCCGCCGGAUGGUUGACCCCUCUCCUCCGCCCCGCCCCGUGCCCAGAGCCCGCCCACCCAGGGUGACGGACAGCUGUGCGCUCAAUGGUGAUCCUGGUGAUGCGAGCAGGACCCCUCCCAAACCCAGAGAGAGGUCCCACUCCCCGGGCAGCCUGUCCAGUGAAACGCCCAAACCCAAAGACCCGCCCUGGUUGGCACUUGUCCAUUCAGAGCCCAGGAAAAAACCGGCCCCGCCCCCUCCGACUGGCAUGGCGACCCCGCCGCAGUCGGGGUCCGUCCCGUCCGUCAGGGGCGAGGGGGGGUCCAGACCCGCCACCCCUCCGCAGCCCGCCAACCCCUUCGAGGAUGACGAGGAGGGGGAGGAGGAGCCGGGGGAGGAGGGUGGAGGUUUGGCCCCGCCCGCAGUCGCAGCCAGCCACCCUUGGUACGGGAUCAGCCCGGCGGCUGAUUCGCCCGCCGGGGGCAGCCCGCGCAGUAAGAAAAGGCCCGCCCCCCGGGCCCCGCGGGCCUCUCCCACAGCGCCUCCUCUCUCCCAGCCCUCCUCCACCUCCCCCUCCCCGGCUCUCAGCACGGAGUCUCUCUCCUCCUCCUCCGACCACAGCUCCACCAGGCCUCCGCCCGGCGCCAGGGUGCCCGACCAGGAGCACCCUUUCACCAAGAGCGUCUCCGAGCCGUCAAUCAGCGAGCCCUCCGACUCCUCGGCCAAUCACCAGCCUCGCACGUCCUCCGGCCCCGCCCUCCCGCCCCCGCCUGCCAACACCAGCUCGGCUCCUGCCACCCCGCAGACCAAUCGCAGCGCAGGGCUGAGAGCCGCUCGCCCGCCGCCUCCCAGGCCCCCGUCCGGCCCCAGCCCCCUGGCCAAAGCGGGGACUCCUACCCCACCACCCGCCUCUGCACACGGGAAGCGGACAUGUAAGGAGAACCCCUUCAACCGGAAAGCCUCCCCGUCUGUCACCCCCCCGAAAUCCAGGCCUCCCAAGGGCCCCCGCCCCGCCCGUCCCCCGGCCCCGGGACAUGGUUUCCCCCUCAUAAAGAGGAAGGUCCAGUCAGACCAGUACAUCCCUGUGGAGGACAUCCAUGUGGAGAUGGGGGAGCUGGAGAGACAGCUGGACGAGCUGGAGCAGAGAGGGGUGGAGCUGGAGAGCAAGCUCAGAGACUGCCAGAAUGAUGAAGAGGAGGAGGCCAUGCUGGUGGACUGGUUCACUCUCAUCCAUAACAAACACAUGCUGGUGCGCAGGGAAGCUGUGCUGGUCUACACGGCUAAGCAGCAGAACCUCGAGGAGAGGCAGGCAGACGUGGAGUAUGAACUGAGAUGCCUCCUCAACAAGCCUGAGAAAGAGUGGAGUGAGGAGGACCGGGCUCGAGACCAGGAGCUGAUGGCAGAGCUGGUCACCAUCAUCGAGCAGAGGAACCACAUCAUCAACAGCAUGGACCAGGACAGGCAGAGGGACGAGGAGGAAGACAAGGUGCUGGAGGCUAUGCUGAAGAGGAAGGAUUUCCACAAGGAGAUGGAUGCAGAACAGAAGAAGAAAGGGGGCAAGUUUAAGCCCAUGAAGGUGCUGAAAAUGUUGAGCCAGAAGGGCGAGGGGGGCAAGAGCAAGAGCCCCCGCAAGGAGAAGAGCUGAGGGAAGGAAGGGGGAAGGGAAGGAAGGACGGAGAGGGAGAGGGAGAGAGAGAGAGAGAGAGCCUGGGGGGGGAAACGGAUGACAGAGGGGUGUGUGCUCUGUGAGGCGAGCGAAGGUCUGUUGCAAUACUUCACGUCACCGAGCGACACACUAGUGCAGUGCUGAAAGGGAGGUGGUGUGUGUGAGGGCUAAAGAGAGAAGACUGGAGGUACAUGAGUAACUGAGAAAUGAAAUGCUUUAUCCAGGCCCACCAUGCCACUGGAACCGCAAUGCAUUUCCUAUCUGUCCAGAAACACGUGUGUGGUGUGUAUAUAUUUUAUAUAGCCUUCAUGUAGAGAACUGUAAACGAGAAGCAAAAAAAUUAAGCUCACAAGAGACUGUAGAGGAUGCGUAACUGCGUAAAAGUUGAGUUAGUGUUGGCAAGAAUGAACCUUUAUCGAUACUGUGUCAUCCGAGGUGCUGUUUGACCUUUUUGACUUUUUCGGUAUAUUGCGAGCUCCAGAUCCGUACAUUUCCGGUUGCCUUUUAAUAGAACAGAAGCGAAUGCAGUGGUACAAAUGGGAAGCGUAUUUAUAGCUCUCCGUCUUCGAGGAUCUUGGCACCACAGGGACAGUGGUGAAAUGGGUCCCGCAGUAACAUUGACAUCUACACUCACUUUCUAACCUGAACUGUUACGCUCUGCUUCACUCUGCAGGGCGUGAUGCUGCAGGGCAGGUCUGUAAGGGGUUCUGUGCUGGUUCCUAUGAAUAUUAAUAAUAUCAUGGGAACGUUAGAAUGGCCAUUGAGACAGGGGUGGGCGAGCAUGUGGAAUGGCUGAAGGAGACUCGUCCUCAAGAACAAACGGAAUCGCCCAAGAGAAAGGGAGACCGGGGCAUGAGAACUGGGACUUGCUGCUGAAAAAUAAAACAAACUUAAUAGUUAUUUAAUUAAAGCUCAUCUCACAAAACACUGGCAAUCAUAUUUAUUAUAAAUGGUAAUUUAAUGGGUCGGAUGAGUGAUUAUAGUUUGGCUUUGAGGAGUGAAAAAUCACAGUGGAUGACCCCUGUGUUUGUGCUCUCCGUGGUGUUGGUACAAACCUUUUUAAAUCAGAUGUUUUCAGUUAAACAUAUUAGUGAGUUUGGAGCUAACUUCCUAGGCUGCGUACACCAUGAAAGGUCUCAGGAAAACCACUUGGACAGACCUGCAACUUGGAAGAACAUAUUUGGUUAACUUAGUUUUGCACUGAAAUAUUUCAGUGUAGCAGUGAUGUUAUAAAUGCUAAGAUGUCACAGGCAGAACUCCAGCCUUAUAGUCUAAAACCUGUAAAUAUAUAUCUCACCAACAAGCAAAAUUUAUCCUAAAAUGUGUAUUUAAAAACAUGGAUGCAAUGUACAUGAUUAAAGAAAUAACCUCAAAGGAGGUUGUGUUAAAAUGUGGUUUAUUAAUAUGGCAAGGAUGCUCACCAAACGGGUUAGCAUGCUACGAAUACUGGUUAUGCAAUGUUGCUUCUAAAUUCAGACUUUAAAAUCUGUUUUACUGUUAUGCCUAAUUUCAUUUGUCAGUGAGUUUUGCCUUUUAAAAUGCUAGAGUAAAACUGUAGAAGAAAGGGUUUUUGAAGUAAGGGUGUUUUUAAAAGUGCCAUUAUUUAAUUAUACUUUAUUUGUGAAAGUCUUCCUCUGUAAUUAUCCAUUCGCUGCUCUGUCUGUCAUCCACACUGACUCUACAGACUGACUGUCUUUACAUUUGUACUGGUAAAUUUGCAUCUGUCCAUCCAUUUUUAUGUUUUUUGUGUAAAUGCCUAUUUACUGUAACACGAACAAAGGGCUUUUGUCGAGCAGAAGAAAUGUUAUGCACUGUCUGUACAAAAAACCCAAACAAAACAUGAACAUAUAGAAAUCAGGAAAAAUAAAAUAAGUUAAUGAAACUAAAA
This is a messenger RNA of Conger conger (European conger), 5537 nucleotides long. It is a transcript of the gene micall1a, whose product is annotated as MICAL-like 1a. The coding region runs from base 782 to 3628 and encodes 948 amino acids. The record is from RefSeq and is a predicted model, not a curated record. Gene Ontology annotation, molecular function: protein binding. Lineage: Eukaryota; Metazoa; Chordata; Actinopteri; Anguilliformes; Congridae. The transcript has 16 exons.